Pomacea canaliculata is the source of this 3228-nucleotide messenger RNA. Its product is annotated as F-box/LRR-repeat protein 2-like. Lineage: Eukaryota; Metazoa; Mollusca; Gastropoda; Architaenioglossa; Ampullariidae. The transcript is spliced from 21 exons. Gene Ontology annotation, biological process: SCF-dependent proteasomal ubiquitin-dependent protein catabolic process. The coding region runs from base 186 to 2096 and encodes 636 amino acids. The record is from RefSeq and is a predicted model, not a curated record. Gene Ontology annotation, molecular function: RNA binding; protein binding. Gene Ontology annotation, cellular component: SCF ubiquitin ligase complex.
CUAGAAUGUCUGAAAAUUGUCAUGGGGAGUUACCUACGCCUCUCAUAUAUCUCUUAUCCUCACUUUAUUUCUUCACGAAUUAAUUUAGACCGUUAGUCCGUGGGUUAUGCUCGUUUGUGUCCAGCGACUGUAAAACAGCUAACUGUCGAUACACAAGCAUUAUAAUUUUACGAGAAAUAGAAAAUAUGGACCAGCUAUGUAUGUUAGAACCUGAUAGAACUCUCAAUCAGCAAUUAGAAAAGCUAGACAGUAGCGAGUUUAUGGCUGUUGAUGGAUCCAGCGCUGAAGAAAUCGAUCGUAUGAUGAGCGAUUCAGUGAUACCAGGGAGGCAGACAUCGUCUGAGGAAGAUCGCAACAGUCGCACUCUUUUUGUUGGAAAUAUUGGUUACAGAGAAACGUGGAAAGAUGUGAAAGACUUUUUCUCAAAGUUUGGGAAAGUUUCCUACGUGCAUAUAGUUCAUGAUCAUAUCAAGAGGAAAUCCAAAGGGAUUGGAUUUGUCGAGUUUGACAGUGUAGAAGGUGCCUCUACAUGUUUAGAAGCAGACCACAGUGAGCUGUUGUUGCAUGACAGAAUACUGCGAGUGAAUUAUUCAUCGGAUCGAAAACAGAAGAAAGCCAAUUCAUUCUUCACUAGGAAUGUUGGAGAUCUUUGUGAGAAUCCUAGUACACAGUCUACAGACCAAAUAAGAGAGCAUGAAAGCUGCUACACAGACAUGUUACUGGAUGAAUUGUGGAAAAAGAUAUUUUCUUACCUCAGUGUAAGGGAAGUCAUCCGUUUGGAACGAGUGUGUAAAAGAUUUCAAGAUUUGGCUUUGCAGUUUUGGCGAACAAAGACUUAUUUCAACUCUUUUGGAAUUUUUAGCUUUCAGUCUCCUAUGACAGACAAAAUCCUGAAGUCUUUGCUGGCACGAUGUGGAGAUCUAUGCACACUUGAUAUUUCUUCAAGCUCUAGUCUCUUAACUGACAGUGCAUUGGAUGUGAUUGGUCAACAUUGCUCGGCAUUGAAAGAUUUGAACAUAUCUCGUUUGCGAGUUUCCAAUAAAGCCAUGCAGAGAUUUUCCUCUAAAGUGCCACAUCUCAAAGUGAUUAGGCUUCGGGAAUGCAACCGUCUUUCAGAAAAAGGAUUGUGGUAUUUAUUUCACAACUGCAAGCUGCUGGAACACUUUGACAUUGCAGGACACCUUGGCAUUACAGGGAAGUGUUUCCACAUGGUUGGGAAUAACCUUCAAGUGGUGGUACUUAACGACUGUCUCCAUCUGACAGACUAUGGAGUUGUGGAGCUCAGCCGUCUGUGUCCCAAAAUUGAGGUGCUGCAGAUUCAGUCAUGCGUGCAGCUGAGCAACGAAGCCAUUUCAGCUGUAGCAAAUGGAAUGCCCAGUCUUCGUGUUUUACAAGUUGGAGGGAGGUUUCCUAAAAUUACAGAGACUGUAUGGGAAGACUUAGGAAAUUUACACAAUCUGGAAGAGCUACAAAUGGACUUCAAUGACCUUUUGACAAAUGUGGCAUUAAUGGCCAUAAUUAAAGGAUGUCCAAAACUAAAAAACUUGAAUAUUAGUGGAAGUCGUCGUGAUAUUGAUGAUACAAGCACUGAACACUUGGCCGAUCUUGAGCAUCUGACUAUCCUGGAUAUUGGAUAUCAUGACAAGAUUACGGACCAGACUCUCUACAAGUUGGCUUUAAAGGGUAAACUAGAAAAACUGGUUGUGCGGGCUUGCACUGGAAUAACAGAUAAAGGUGUUGCUUUUGCUCUUGAGCAUUUAUUAAAGCUGACUUACAUGGACCUCAGUGGCAACUUGCAAGUGUCAGCCAGAGGGCUAGCUCAUUUGGCAGAUUGUGAUCGACAAUGCGUAGAGCUAUAUGUUGGAGGCACAAGCAUUGAGCUGGACAACAUCCAACUAGCCGCUUGGUUAACCAUUCAGACGAUAAAUCUGUCCAAUGAUCGUCUACAUCCAAGUGAAGUAAUAUGGCUUCCUGAGGUGGAUGAAGAGCUGCAGGACAGGCCUGAAUUUGACUAUGGUGAGGGAGACUUUGAUGAUUAUGAUGACUUCUUGGAAACAGACGAUGCUUUGAACAUGGAGCGUUGGGAUCGGUCAUAAGAAAACAUAGUUGGAGGAAAAAAAGACAUCUACCUGGCCACGUACUCCAGCCUUCACCACAGCAGCAAUUGCAGAGCCAACCAAAUCAUUACCCAGGUUGUAGUCAUCACUUGUCUUAGGAUCAUCGGGCUGAAAGAAUGGACAUACAUUUUUACAUCUCAAUGAAGAUGAAAGACCAACCUGUACAGUUUGCAUUUUUUUCACCUAUCAGCAGAAAUAGGCAAUAUAAAACUAACCUGUAAAUUUCAGCCUUCAAAACCCAUUUGUUAAUUAUCUGGUAUGAUUCGCACCUGUGAUCAAUAAGCGCUGACAACAGGGUACUACAUCACGUUGGUACACCAUUAAUAAGGUGGCCUGCAGUCAACACCAAGCAGAGAGAGAGAAUGAGCAACAGUUCAAAUCAUUCCGACGCUGACAGUCUGCAUUUCUUUUAACGUCCAAGUAGUCCAAACGGUCGCUCAUUCUCUCUCUCUCUUUGGUGUUGACUGCUGGCAACUUUGGGAAUGGUACACUGGCAUGAUGUAGUACACCAUUAGUGGUGCUCAUUGAUCGCAGGUGCGAAUUGCAUAGUUUGCUUUCGGAUAAUUAAUGGAUAGGUUUUGCAAGCUGAAAUUUACAAGUUAGGUUUAUAUCGCCUAUAUCUACCAAUAUCUGCAAAAACACAAACCAUUCAGGUUGGUCUUCUAGAUGUUGCCACAUUAGAAGUUGACAGCAUACUCACUCUGAAGUAGAGGAAUAUCAUCUGUUGUUUAUUUCUGAAGAAAAUUAAAGACUUUCAGUUUGAUUUGCCUAAUGCAUAACUUCAAGCCCAGGAGAACUGCUGUGAAUUCUAUCGUUUCUUAUGAUUUGGAAGUUACUGGGUUUUUUUCUUCCUGUUAUUGAUUUGUUUUCUUCUUUUUUUUUCAACUUUGAGCUUUUUCAUUUUACAAAUGUCAUUAUUGCUAGUUAUGUUAGAGCUUUGUUAAAGAAAAAUAUAGUAAUUUUCAUUCCUAUGCAUUCUUCCUGUAUUCUGGCAGCUAGCAUUCCUGUCAGUUUUCCACCAUAUGACAGUAUAUUAAUUGUAUAUGGUUGGUAUUUGGAUCUCAAAAUUUUUAUUUAAGAUGGGUAUGCAAAAUAUACCAGUCAAAAUUUA